GCCAAAGUUGUGAGAACGUUCCCCGCUAGCUGGGAGGUUACACUUUGAUUUCAGCCACAACAGGUAAGACCACAAUGUUGUAAUAUGUUUUAACGGGAGAAUAACAUCUAUUACCCAUGCUGCCCAGUCCCCGUGCCCUAUCCUCCCUCCCUCUGCUGUAUCUGAUGCAGUCCUUGCUGUAUCAAAUGCUGCCCUCCUUCCUGUGUGCCUAGCCUGGACCCAAUCACAUUCAAGCUUCUGCGAUGAGCAGGUGAUCAUCACCGCUCAGCUGGGGGCAGCAUCAGCCAAAUCACUUGGCUAAUACUGUAGAAAUGAAGACUGUUUCAUCCAAUCAUGUGGCAGCUGACCAAGUCUUCAGGAACAUCACUAGUCUCCCUCAUUUACAUAUUGUUUUUGCUGUGUGGUACAUUUUGUUGUAGUUUGAUGCUGCCUCGAAGAUAUUGUUCAGGAAUGCGAGUGGGCCCAAGGGAGUACCAUCUGUAGCUUAGUCUGGUUUAUAACUGGUUAUGUUUCCUUUCCUCCCCCGCAUCUCCUUUGCUUCCUGGAAGCAGCACAGAGACAUCUCGUCUGCGGUAGAUAGUGGUGUGUCCAAGGACUCGCUGCACACCAGGACCAGCACCAACUACAUUGAGGGGGAGAGUCCCCACCUCCCCAAAGAACUGGACCACUCACUGGGAAUUGCACGAGAAGAGAUUGUGACAAAGGAGAAAGAAGUGCUGGAGUGGCAGAGAAAGUAUGAAGACAGCCGACAGGAAGUGAUGGAGAUGAGGAGGAUUGUUGCUGAGUAUGAAAGGACGAUUGCACAGAUGAUAGGCAUGCCAGAGGAUGACCAGAAAGAGAAGUCUCUGUCCCACCACACCAUCCAGCAGCUGAUCAUGGAGAAGGACCAGGCCUUGUCCGACCUCAACUCUGUGGAAAAGUCUCUUGCCGACCUCUUCAGACGUUACGAGAAAAUGAAAGAUGUCCUGGAGGGCUUCCGCAAGAAUGAGGAGGUUCUCAAGAAAUGUGCUCAGGAGUAUCUGUGUAGGGUCCGCAAGGAGGAGCAGCGCUAUCAAGCCCUGAAGAUUCAUGCAGAGGAGAAACUAGACAGGGCUAAUUCUGACAUAGCUCAUGUACGUGCCAAGGCCAUGCAGGAGCAGGCUGCCCACCAGGCCAGUCUGAGGAAGGAGCAGAUGAAGGUGGACUCCCUGGAGCGCACCUUGGAGCAAAAGAACAAAGAGAUCGAGGAGUUAACAAAGAUCUGCGAUGAGCUGAUCUCCAAGAUGGGCAGGAGUUAGCGACCACAUCGCCAAAUCCCACAGAGAAGAAGACCAGUUGUGGGAAAUAAACGACUUGGAAAAAGAAGCUGAUCCGUUGGUUUUGCAACUCUUACCAAGGACUGAUGGACAUUAAGGCUAAAAUGGCCAAAAGGCUUCAGUUCCUACUGAUGUUGUGUAUACAGGAUCCACAGGAGCGGCGUUCUCCUUAUCACUCUGUACAUUUUGAUGUGUCGGUGUGUCGUUCUGUAUCAGGGGUCUGGUUUCAAGAAUAUGUAACAUAUCACUUAUGAGCGUGUCUGUGCGUGUGAGUGCGUGUAUGAUAAUGAGAAAGCAAGAUCAUUGUUUGCAAUUUAAAUUAUCUAUAAUGAUGUUGCCAUGACAGCCACUGAGGGAGAAGACUGUUUACCCAUUCCUGUUGUUGUCUCCUCUUGAUAAGAGAGAAAGAUAGACUUUGAAAAACAGAUUUAGAUUCAUUUAUAAAAUGUUGAUACACCACCAAGAGAACACAAACUAUCCCAAUAGCUUACUGCAUGUGGGAGAGAACCUGUAUUGUUAUGUUUGUAUAUAUUGUAGGAAAUUCCAAAUAUAAAAAAAGAUUCUUCUGCAUUUUUGAUAGUUAUUCUGUCAUCCUCGCCCCACUCUCCUCAUGUCACCUUGUAGAUAUUUGUCAUACUUGUAAUAGCUACCUUGACUAUUGCUUGGGAUUUUAUUUUGAUAUAAAGCAAACUAAUCGUGACCUUAUUAAGUUGUGAGCUGGAGUCAUUUAAUCAUUUUAUGGAUAUGUCCUAGUUCUGCUACGGUCGUUUUGUCACACUGAGGAGUAACUUCUGCACAGCUGCUGUACAGCAUCUGCUUACAAAGUGCAAUAAAAGAUGGCAAUACAGCA
Notothenia coriiceps (black rockcod) is the source of this 2145-nucleotide messenger RNA. RefSeq names its product transforming acidic coiled-coil-containing protein 2-like. NCBI's taxonomy places the organism in Eukaryota, Metazoa, Chordata, Actinopteri, Perciformes, Nototheniidae. Gene Ontology annotation, cellular component: cytoplasm. The transcript has 8 exons. Gene Ontology annotation, biological process: mitotic spindle organization; cerebral cortex development; nuclear migration. Bases 507 to 1277 code for a protein of 256 amino acids. The record is from RefSeq and is a predicted model, not a curated record.